UCUUUUACUUCUAUCACCUCAUGGUUUUUCGGCCAUCAGUGACGGUUCAGCUUGUGUCCUCCAGGCGAUCGCAAUCAGUGGAAAUAGUUAUUAUAUUUUAAACUGAUUUACCAAAACAAAAUGGCUGGUGGAAAGAAAAGUGAAGCAGGAUCUCCCGGUGUGAUGGGUUGGGUUAGCGCCGCUUACCGAUUUGCGACAGAUAGAAAUGAUUUCAGAAGGAAUCUUGUCAUGAAUCUGGGUUUGUUUGCAGCAGGAGUUUGGGUAGCAAGAAAUUUAUCAGACUUUGACCUGAUGGCUCCUCAACCAGUCACAUAAGGAGUUUACCCAGGGGAAGACGGCAACCAACUUCUUUUGAACAGGAACAGAGCUUUCGGGCAAAGAGGACUUGUAGGACCAAUGGACACUAAAAGAAAUAACCAUCUACUGAAGCCCUGUUAAAGCCCUACUCAAUUCUUUUUUUUUUUGAACGAUCAGUGACAAGUUGUUAUUACAAAUGUUAAACUUUAAUAUGAGAUUGUUUAAAUUAAAAUGUUCAGGAUGUAAUGCUGUCAUUACUGCUGCUUGUCAAACACCUGUAAGAAGAGAAUACAUCAAUGUCAUUCAUAUCAGUUAAUAUGUAACCAUCCAUUUUACCAUUUCAAGAAGUUCAAACAUUCUUCAUAUUAAAGGUAAAUGAUUCUCUUA
Messenger RNA from Trichomycterus rosablanca, 684 nucleotides. RefSeq names its product translocase of outer mitochondrial membrane 6 homolog (yeast) (gene tomm6). The record is from RefSeq and is a predicted model, not a curated record. Lineage: Eukaryota; Metazoa; Chordata; Actinopteri; Siluriformes; Trichomycteridae. Gene Ontology annotation, cellular component: mitochondrial outer membrane translocase complex. The coding region runs from base 121 to 315 and encodes 64 amino acids. The transcript has 3 exons.